GUCAGGGUCCAGGUCUCCUCCCUGUCUAUCAACAUCUCUAUUGUUCUUGUUGGAGGUCUUGCUUGACUUGACCCUGAGCUCAGUCCCGUUUCGCUUCUACACGAAGCGGUUUACUGUGAUCAAACACAAGGCAGCUUUGCUGUCGGGGAGACAUUGAGUUGUCCAUCUCCACAAAGGACUGCCAAUCCAAGCUCUCGUAUACAAUCAGUUUUUGGCUGGUCUACAGCUCGAGUAUCAUCUACUCACGUCGCAAUGGAUUCUCUCACGACCCAUCCCUCCACCGCGCAGCAGGCCCGGGCCUUCACUUCUCCUGCCUCUCUGUCCUUUCCUGGUGGUGCCGGUGACUUGACACCGCCUUCCGAUAAAGACGGAAACAUGGCGUUGAACCUUCAAGGUGCAAACGGACAUGUGAACGGCCAGCAGCAGGGAGGAAAUGCCUCCAACGGCAACGGGGUGACACCCGCUACUCCUGUUGCAACUCCAGGUGCCAACACUCCGGGGAGUGGCAUUGUGCCUACGUUGCAAAACAUUGUCGCUACUGUAAAUCUUGACUGUCGCCUGGACUUGAAGACUAUUGCGCUCCACGCAAGAAAUGCGGAGUACAAUCCAAAGCGUUUCGCGGCCGUGAUUAUGCGUAUUCGUGAACCCAAGACCACCGCUUUGAUUUUCGCCUCGGGCAAGAUGGUUGUCACUGGUGCCAAGUCCGAGGAUGACUCGAAGCUGGCAUCCAGGAAGUACGCCCGUAUCAUCCAGAAGCUCGGAUUUAAUGCCAAGUUCACGGAUUUCAAGAUCCAGAACAUUGUCGGCUCCUGCGACAUCAAGUUCCCCAUUCGCCUGGAAGGUUUGGCUAGUCGCCACCACAACUUCAGUUCUUAUGAACCUGAGUUGUUCCCUGGCCUCAUCUACCGUAUGAUGAAGCCCAAGAUCGUGCUUUUGAUCUUCGUCAGUGGCAAGAUUGUCUUGACCGGCGCCAAGGUCCGUGAAGAGAUCUACCAGGCGUUCGAGCUAAUCUAUCCUGUGCUUUCUGAUUUCCGUAAAGUCUAAAAGGACUAAUGUCGGUGCUCGCUUGCAUAGGGGGAUUACCCUUCACCUUUCGCACCCAUGUAUUAACAUUUGCUCUUUUUCUUGUCUCUUUUCUUGCUCUGCGAGAUUGUAUCAUGAGCCAGGCCGGACGUGUCGCGUUCGCUUGGUCGUUGCCUUUAUUGUCGAACUCGCAUAUCACGAUUCCUUAUGCUAGCAUUUCUACGGCGUUCUAGCGAUUCGGUUUGUUUCUGGUCGUCUGUUUCAACAAACUAAAGUCUCUUUUUACAAUUAGAAGUCGCACACCGCAGAUUCAAGGGGGCGGUACUGUGCGCUGGUCGAUGGUUGCUCCCUCUUAAUUACUUGUUUUUGCGUUCUUUUGCCUAUCGGCUGCUGACCCUUUCAUCUUGACCCCGUCUCCAUGGAAGUGGUUCUUCGAGCGCUAUUUGUUUUCACGACUCUUUCGGAAGAUGAUGGAUCAAAUGGGAAUAAAUUUUCCUGCGAUAUUCCUCUAGACCUUUUAACGGAAGUGGACGAAUGCACUGGCUGGUUGGUGAAUCAGGCAAUGAACCUGGUUCUUGUGGCACGAUUCUUUCUACCUUUCCUCGAUAGCCUCUGAACCAAAUGGAGUGAAACCAUACAAACA
Molecule: messenger RNA, 1666 nt
Organism: Aspergillus nomiae NRRL 13137
Lineage: Eukaryota; Fungi; Ascomycota; Eurotiomycetes; Eurotiales; Aspergillaceae
Product: TBP family protein
Exons: 5
Biological process (GO): DNA-templated transcription initiation
Molecular function (GO): DNA binding; RNA polymerase II general transcription initiation factor activity
Source: RefSeq, a predicted model, not a curated record